Sitodiplosis mosellana (orange wheat blossom midge) is the source of this 2135-nucleotide messenger RNA. RefSeq names its product endoplasmic reticulum-Golgi intermediate compartment protein 3. The coding region runs from base 215 to 1381 and encodes 388 amino acids. NCBI's taxonomy places the organism in Eukaryota, Metazoa, Arthropoda, Insecta, Diptera, Cecidomyiidae. Gene Ontology annotation, biological process: retrograde vesicle-mediated transport, Golgi to endoplasmic reticulum; endoplasmic reticulum to Golgi vesicle-mediated transport. The transcript is spliced from 8 exons. The record is from RefSeq and is a predicted model, not a curated record. Gene Ontology annotation, cellular component: endoplasmic reticulum membrane; endoplasmic reticulum; Golgi membrane.
GCGGAUGUGUCAAAGGCUAUUUGAUAUGAAAUAGCAUACAAAACACAUUUCAUCCAUCAAAUCGACGUUUUGACGUGUCGUCGAUUUACAGGCUACCGUGUUUAUUUUCUACUGUUUAGUCGCACACUUCCGCCCCCUGAAUAAAAAAAAAUAUUCCACGCAAUCGAUUUUAUAUGACGGAGAUUUUGAGCCCGAAUAAUUAUCGACUGUAAUCAUGAAUAUGCUGGAAGUUUUACGCCGCUUGGAUGCAUAUCCAAAAACACUGGAGGAAUUCAGCCAGAAGACUGUUUGCGGCGCGGCUGUUACGUUGGUUAGCUCAAUUAUUAUGAUAUGGCUGUUAGUCUUCGAAUUUUACGCUUACCUCACGCCCGACAUCACCGAGGAACUGUUCGUGGACACAACCAGAAGUCACAAACUUAAGAUCAAUUUGGAACUGUGCAUCCCAACGAUUUCAUGCAAUUAUUUGAGCUUGGACGCGAUGGAUUCAGCCGGCGACCAACAUUUACACAUUGACCACAAUAUCUAUAAGAGAAGAGUUGAUCUCAGCGGCGUUCCGAUAGAAGAAGGAAAGAAAGAAGAAAUUGCCACAUCGACAAAGAAACUUCAAAACGUCACAGCGGCACCAUUCGGAAAACCCGAAUGUGGAUCUUGCUAUGGAGCCGAAGUGAAUUCAACACAUUGCUGUCAAACUUGUCAAGACGUAAUUGAUGCAUAUCGCGAGAAACGAUGGAAUCCAGAGCCGGAAAAAUUUGAGCAAUGUAAACGUGAAAAUUACGUUGACAAGGAGGGCGAAGCGAAAAAAUUGGCUCUCACCGAAGGAUGCGAAAUCUAUGGAUAUCUCGAAGUGAACCGGAUGGGUGGCAGUUUUCAUAUAGCUCCCGGCAAAAGUUUUUCGCUAAAUCAUAUUCACAUUCACGAUGUGCAUCCUUAUUCAUCGUCAUCGUUCAACUUAUCGCAUGUUGUGAAACAUUUAUCGUUUGGCGAGCGAAUCAAUUUUGCAAAUACGCAUCCGCUCGACGGCAUGGAAGUGUCAUCCAAUGAGAGUUCGAUGAUGUUUCAAUAUUACAUAAAAAUUGUGCCGACAAUGUAUGUCAAACUGAAUGGUGAAACCAUUCACACCAAUCAGUUUUCCGUGACGAGGCAUUCGAAAUCGGUUUCGGUAACAUCGGGUGAAUCGGGUAUGCCUGGAAUAUUUUUUAGCUAUGAACUGUCACCUUUAAUGGUCAAAUACACCGAACGAGAAAAUUCAUUGGGUCAUUUUGCGACAAAUGUAUGUGCUAUUGUCGGUGGACUAUAUUCGGUUGCCGGAAUUAUUGAUUCAAUUUUAAAUAGUUCACUCCAUGUCAUUAAAAAGAAAAUCGAAUUAGGCAAAUUUAGCUAAUUCACUUCGAUAUAACCGUGUAAUUUGGACUCUCCAAAUAAUUUCUGAAAUUGCGCAAUUUGUGUGAUUAGACACGAUUCAACGUCGUGAAUCUCGUUUUUUUUUUGAUUUAACGUGUAAUUUAUUUUAUGAACUGUAAGUUGACUUUUCAUGCUUGAACCAAGCGAACGAUGGCAUUCCGACUCAAAUAAUCAAAAUGUGCAACAGUCCGUAGCUUGAAUAAUGUUCUUUUCCAUUAGAAUGACAAAAAAAAAUACAAAAUGCAACCAAAAACUUCCUUUCAACGAUUUUCGUGUAAAUAAAAUUUUCUUUGUUAUUUGAUAAUACCUUGAGUUUUUGGACAAAGCAUGCAAUAAAUUGUUCGUACACAAUCAUUGAAAUAUAUAUAUUGUAUAAUAUUUUGCAACGGUGUGUAUAAAAAUGGAGCCAUACAUCUGAAAUCGUUGAUCAUGUCCGAAUCAAUAUUAUUCCAAAUGUUCGAUGAAUUCGGAAUAUUUUUCCAUUUAAAUCGUCAGCUCAGCAAUAAGUUAAAGCAAUCAACAAGCUCAUUUUUUUAGUAGGAAAAUUACAGCGGGGAUCAGUGACGAAAACGCUCCAGUACUGAAAAUUUGUCUCCUCCAUAUACGCAAUAUCGAACUAUUUUUUCCUAAUUCUCGAAAAAAAUAAUAAACCUCUUAUUUGUAAAAUCUAAACAAUUUGAAUGUGUUGAACAGAAGGGCGGGACAAAAAAAUAAAAUCGACUUUAAUAAGAAAA